Zingiber officinale is the source of this 1539-nucleotide messenger RNA. RefSeq lists its product as uncharacterized. Lineage: Eukaryota; Viridiplantae; Streptophyta; Magnoliopsida; Zingiberales; Zingiberaceae. The transcript is spliced from 4 exons. Bases 1 to 1539 code for a protein of 512 amino acids. The record is from RefSeq and is a predicted model, not a curated record. Gene Ontology annotation, molecular function: nucleic acid binding; RNA-DNA hybrid ribonuclease activity.
AUGCCGUUCGGGUUGAAGAAUGCAGAUAUAGAGGAAACCUUCGGGAUGCUGAGGACAUACGGGGUCAAGAUAAAUUCCCAAAAGUGUCCGUUCGGAGUAAAAAGUGGGCGCUUUUUGGGGUACAUCGUUACCGAGCGAGGUAUAGAGGCGAAUCCAAGUAAAGUGAAAGCGCUGCAAGACAUGUCGCCCCCCAGAAAUCUGAAGGAAGCUCAGCACCUUACGGGACGAAUAACCGCACUGUCCAGAUUCAUCUUGAAGACCGUCGAUCGGAGCUUGCCUUUUUUCAAGAUUUUGCACCGAGCCACCAAGUUCCAAUGGGAUGCAGAGUGCGACAAAGCCUUCGAGGAGCUCAAAGAUGCCGAGUUUCACUACACUGGUCUCGAGAAGUUAGCUUUUACGCUAGUACUCGUCGCUCGAAGGCUCCGCCCUUAUUUCCUAGCUCACCCGAUCGUUGUGAUGAUAAACAGCCCCCUGGGAAGGGUCCUUCUCAAUCCAGAGGCGUCCAAUCGGUUAAUCAAAUGUAUCACAGAACUUAGUGAAUUCGACAUACGGUAUCAGCCCCGGACGGCAAUCAAGGCACAGUCGUUAGCAGACUUUAUCACGGAGGUACAAGAUCCCGAGCCCGAAGCCACCUGGAAGGUAUACGUGGAUGGAUCAUUCACUCGGCAAGGAAGUGGGAUCGAUGUGCUGUUAAUUUCCCCCCAUGGAGAACGAAUUCACUUGUCCGUACGACUAGAUUAUCGGGCGACCAAUAAUGAAGCGGAGUAUGAGGCGCUAAUAGCAGGACUGCAGGCCGCUCGGCAUGUGGGAGCCAGUAAGGUCUUGAUUCAUUCAGACUCACAGUUGGCUGCUCAGCAACUCUCGGGAGCAUUCGAGAUAAGCAACGUCGGGCUCAAGCUUUAUGCGGGAGCCUUCGAAAAACUGAAGGUCAGUUUUCAAGCGGUGCUCGUCCAGAAGAUCCCCCGAGCGGAUAAUCAGGCUGCAGAUGAGCUAGCUAAGCUAGCCAUCUUGAUAUCACCGAUCGUCAUCCAACAGCCGAUCGAGCAGGUAUCUCUGGUUUCCCACAUCGACAGGAUGGAGGGGCUCACAUUUCCAAAUGACUGGCGGGCGACUAUAGCAGAAUUUCUGAGGUCGAGAGCAACACCCUCCAAUCGGGAGGAAGCACAUUUGCUAAGGAGGAGAGCUAGUCGGUUCGUCCUCAUUGGCGACCAGCUCUACAAAAAGGCGUUCUCCAGGCCUCUGCUCAAAUGUGUUGGUCCGGAAGAUGUGGACUAUAUUCUGCAAGAGGCUCGGCUCGACCAUGACGGGGGAAGUUGGGUAGACGAGCUGCCCGGUGUAUUAUGGGCACUCCGAACAAUGCCCAAGGAGGGAAUGGGAAUGACCCCAUUCCGCCUGGAUUAUUGGGGGGAGGUCAUCGUCCCAGUAGAGGUCGGGAUAGAAUCCGAUCGGACCCAACACUACGACGAAGACAAUGCCGAGCGGAGGCACUUGGAGCUGGACCUGGUGGAUGAGAUGCUAGCAAGGUCGUCGUUCGGCUGA